Messenger RNA from Orbicella faveolata, 1638 nucleotides. RefSeq names its product beta-2 adrenergic receptor-like. Lineage: Eukaryota; Metazoa; Cnidaria; Anthozoa; Scleractinia; Merulinidae. Gene Ontology annotation, biological process: G protein-coupled receptor signaling pathway. Gene Ontology annotation, molecular function: G protein-coupled receptor activity. Gene Ontology annotation, cellular component: plasma membrane. The record is from RefSeq and is a predicted model, not a curated record.
AUGGUAUUUUGGAGAGAAUUUAAAUAUGGACUGAAAGUAAUUGAAAUAUUUUGGAAGUUGCAUCCUCUGACCUUCAUGUAAAAUCACAUUUGCCAGAAGGUUCGAAACUACUUUAAGUUGAAGUUAUUCUCACUUUUUAAACGCUACACGUUUUAGCCGUUUGACAGAAAAUUCCUUUCUACCAGUACUUCACAGUGUUUUCUAGCGCAAGGCUUUAUCAAAACUGACUUUAUCAUUUCGCGUCACUGGUGAUCUCAUCUAGUGAAAUUGCCUCCAGCCAAUGGUGGAAAAUUGUUCGCAAACGUUAACCACCGAAUCUUCCGUCGUGUUAGCAUCGUUCAAUGGCUUUUCUGGUAUUUCAACUACAGUUGGUAACUCGAUUAUUCUUCUGACAUUGUAUAAAACACCUACUCUCCAGACGGUCUCGAACUAUUUUGUUGGCUCGCUGGCUUGCGCCGAUCUCUUUGUGGGUCUAUUUGCCAACUCGUUGUACGUGGCGCUAAGUGGUUUCGUUUCUCUUCAAGAAAUUCAAGAGCUAAAGAACGCUGAAACUUUUAUCUGGUUGUUCACGACAACUAUUACGACGUUUAGUUUGUGUUUCGUCGCAAUAGAUCGUUAUGUGGCGAUUAUUCGGCCUCUACUGUAUCCACAGAUUAUGACAAGAAACCGAUCCUUCCUGGCGACCAUCUGCAUAUGGAUCUUCGCUGUACUAUUCGCAGCCAUCAGUUUUUGUCUUCCGUACAACGACUUGCCGAAGCUGUGGAUAAUUGGUUCUUUUGUGACCUUUUUCCUUCCUUUAGGUGUACUCGUAUUCUGCUAUUGCCGCAUUUACCUGGCUGCAAAGGAACAAAAUUCGCGGUGGAAAACAAGACAGCCCACUUUCGAUGGCUCGACUCGAUCUGUCGAUGAGUUGAAGAAUACAAAAGCAGCUUUGACAUUUGCAAUCAUAACUGGGCUUUUUGCUGCAUUGUUUCUGCCAACGCUAGCUGUAAACUUUGUUGGAAUAGCCUUACAAAGACAUUGCCAUAGAAUAUGGCUCAAUAUAGCAUGGUUUUGGGCGGCAGCUCUGUCAUACACUUCGUCGACUAUAAACCCUUGGAUCUACGCCAUUAGAAUGGCAAAUUUCAAAAAGGCUUUAAGACAGCUACUGUCGAAGACACCAAAUUCAAAAAGCAAAAUCAAACCGAAUAACGUCCUACCGCGUCUUAGAGCCUUUAGGCGAGUGUGUAUACCAAGAGAAUUCAAGUAACUCGUGGGAUAUUUCAUAGUAUACCACUCGAAAGCGUUGCAUAAUUAGUAUGUACUGAGGGAACAUCAAGAGAUAAAUUCUGGGAUGUAAAGACAAAUUAAAAACUCUGUUAUGCGACAUUCACGACACUGAUAUUUUAUUACCAAUGGAGGAGACGAAAAUCAAAUGUCCCAUUAAUUGACAUGUAUUGUAGCUUUGUCUUCAAGCGAUUUAUUGUCUUCGGGGGACAUUGUAAAGUUUACGAGUCGCUCUUUCGAAGGACGUUUUAAAAUAUUUUAGGCGUAAAGGAUGCUGGGUAAUAAAGAGCAUAAGAUAGUUGAGUGAAGCAUGGCGUGCUCAAAUGUUGUUCAAAUGUUGUUGUUUAUAGUGGUCAAUGCGCUUAGCUACAC